AUGGAAGCCACCAAGAAGGUGGGGGGCCCUGAUCCAUCGGGCCCCCAGGGCCACCCCUUGGUCAGCAGCCAGCAUCUGGGGGGUAGUCUCAGAAGGUCCCAGGGACCAUGGGUAAGCCCAGGAUCUCUAUACUUCAAGCAGGGUUUGUCACUGUCUAACGAGACUGUCAUUGAAGGGGCCUGUGGCCCCAUCUCCCAGGCCCACAUCCCUGAGCCCAUUCACCAGCUACUCCAGGACUCUGUGCAGGUCGGCUCCCAGCGUGACAGUGAGCAGGCUUCCCAGGAUGCCUCGAGACUCUCUUCCACCAACCCGUUUCCGAGUCCCAUCAUGGGAGCCCAACAGCAUCUCAACGUGGAGGAGGGGACCCUGUUACCUGUGUGCAGGCACAGUGGCAGCACCAGUGACGUGGCCCAGCAUGGACCCUGCGGCCCCCGACUUCAGGUGCAGAUUGGGAGAGAGGUCAAGGCUCCCGCCAAAGUCCUGGUAGGCUGGGGCAAAGGGCCCUGCAACCCCGACCAGAUGGCCCCCAUGGUCACCAGGAAGAGUCGGUGGCUACCCUAUUUCCUCUCAGCAGAGGAUGGUCUAGUCGAAAGCCAACGUCCUCUUCUGGCUCCAGCUCAGGCUCUAGCUCAAGAUCAGGGCCAGGGCAAGCAUCCCGGUCCAGCGCAGGCUCCUACCCUGUCUAAAACUUCUUUUCUGUCACUGGCUCCUCCAGUGACUCCAGUGGCUCCAGCUCAGGUGACCACUCCAGCUCUGGAUGUGACCCCGACGCCCGCUGCAGCUGAACCUCAUACCCUCGAACCCAUGAAUGAAACCAGUGCGGUCACCAAGGCCCUGUCUCAAGACCUCCUCCUCAGGAGGUGUGGCAACCAAUGGUCAGUCCUCAUGGAGUCCUCCAAAGUGGUCACAUCUUGCCAGGACAAAGUGAAUUUUCACUCUAAAGAGGAGACUUCCACUGUGACACCUACUCAAGAAACAUUUGUGGAGCAUGUCCAGGAGUGUGAGGUUGUCAAAAGGCAGGUGACACCUGAACCACCUGAGAAGUUGGUGGAGAAGCCCCCGGUCUACACCUCUAGGCCUGGCAGCCCAACACCAACUGCAAACGCCCCAGGAACCCCCAAGACCCAGAGGAGUAGCCAGGAGAUCUGCAGUUCUCAGCCAGAGAAGCAGCCACCCAAUAUCUGCAGCAAGACCUGCACCAGUGUGCCGCUGUCUGCCUACCAGGUCACCUGCCACAAGCAGCCCCCACCCCAGUUUCCCAGAGAAGCCAUUCAGAUCCCCGCCUCCAGUGCCCCCACCUGCCAGCUCCGAGAAGCUGUGGAAGACCGUGUGCUGGUGUUUGAUAUGGCCACAGGCAAUACCAGGAUAGGGCUGCUAUGCCAUGACCCUAUGGGCUCCCGGGCAGUGCUGGUGGGCCUCAUGCCCAGCCCUCCAUCCAUCUAUGCUUCUGACACUUUGCUGUCCACCCGGCCACUGGCCAGGCCCAUCCUCUCCCCUGACAGCAAUCACUCCAACUUCUGGUCCACCACGCCCAUGCUAUCCAGCCCUGUGCCCUCCAGCCUCUCAUCUGGUAGUUACCGAGAGGUAGCCCUGGUUCCCAAGGAAGCCAGGCUCAACCUGGAGUCACGGGACUCCACUGGUACUGAGUCACCCAUCAGAGUUGGGAUGCUCACUGGGCCUGUUCCCCUUGGGAUGCCGCUCCAGUUUGGUGAGAGGAUACUGACACAUGUCCCUGAUCCUGGCUGGGCCAAACCUGAUACUGAAAAAAAUGAACCUAGUCGCACCAUCUGGAUGCUGGACUCCUCCAGGGUGCCAGAUGCCCCCAUGAUCCAGGCCAAGAAACUACAGUGGAUGAACUCAGAGUCUGCUUCAACAACCAACGCACAGCCAGCACCUGGCUCUUUGCUCCAGGAAGAUUUAUCCAGCCAGAAACAGAAAGAGGUUGUUACUGCUCACCCUGAUAGCUCUCAUGCCAAAGAUGCUGGGCAGGUCUCUCAUUCCGGUCAGACUUUCCUCAGUGGGCAGACCCUGCUUGCUGGACAGACACCGCUAACUGGCAAGCCCUCGGGCACCAAGCAGGACGCCCCUCCUGGCCAGCUCCCUCUCACUGGGCAGAUCCCUCUUGCCACACAGCUUUCCCUCACUGGGCAGGUGCCCCUCACUACGAAGCCCCUCAUCGUCAAAGAGUCCCCCCACUCAAGAGGGCCCCCCACCACUGGGGGACCUGGACAGCCCUCUGCCCAGGAAGGUGAGCCCUUGGACUUGCCUGCCCAUGUUGGGGUGCUUCGGGUGCCCCUGGCCCCCGAGGAGACCUGUAUCUAUGUGAGCAGAGACAAGGCUGGCAUCAGCAGCACCCAAAGCACCAGCAUGCAUCGGCUCUCAUCCUGGCAAUCUGGCAACGCCCAUGGGGCGCAGGAGGAGCAGCUUUCCUUAAUCACGUUUACCACACCUGGCAAGGUCUUGCCCAUGGCCAUAGUGGAUGCUGAGCCCCAGAACGCCCGGUUCAAGCUGACACCAGAGGACAUUACACACUCAUCCAUGGUCACACACCUCGGCCUGCUCCGCGGCGCCUGCUAUGAGCUGGUGUCCACCAUGGACGCAGUACCGGUGCAGUCACCAGUGCUCUGCCGCCACUCACUGGGCCCUUACCAAAACAUGGCGGCUGUGGUGAUUGACACAGGCACAGGAUUCACCAAAUGUGGACUGGCUGGAGAGGAUCACGUCCUCAACGUGGUCCCUUCCCGAGUCCAGCUGCUGCAGCACCCAGUCCAGGGCCAGCCCCGGUACGCAGUACCCGAAAACCAGGAGGGCUCCUACCCGAUGCUGAACAGAGGCGUGGUCUCUGACUGGGAUGCGCUGGAGGUGCUAUGGCAGCACCUGUUCUACUGCAGGCUGGGCGUGCAGCCCGAGGAGCUGGCCGUGCUCGUGGCCGACUCGCCCAUCUCACCACGGACCAAUCGAGAGAAGGUGGCCGAGAUCCUGUUUGAGCGCUUCCGAGUGCCAGCCAUGCAGACUGUGCACCAGGCCCUGCUGGCGCUCUAUGCCUAUGGGCGCACCACCGGGCUGGUGCUGGGCAGUGGCCAUGGCACUUCGUAUGUGGCGCCCAUCCUCACUGGGGACCUGGCCCCACUGGACACCUACCGGCUAGAUGUGGCCGGCGGGGACCUCACUGACUAUCUGGCUCAGCUGCUGCUGGCCGCUGGCCACUCACCACCUAAGGCAGGGCUGGUCAACCAGAUUAAAGAGGCCUGCUGCUACGUGGCCAUGGAUAUGACGGCCGAGAUGGCCCGUACCCAGGCCCAGGCCCGAGCGGACUUUGUGCUCCCGGACAAGCAGGUUAUCACGCUGGGCUCUGAGCGAUUCUGCUGCCCUGAGGCCCUCUUCCAGCCUAAUCUGCUGGGCCUCAACCAGCCCGGCCUCCCGCAGUUGGCCCUACUAAGCAUCAGCCGGCUGGAGGCCAAGCAGCAAGAGCAGCUGCUGGCCAAUGUGGUGCUGGAUGGAGGCAGCACCCUGCUGAUGGGCUUCCCUGAGCGCCUGAAACAGGAGCUGGGCCCCAGUGCCACCGUGCUGAGUUCUCCCCACCGUGCAGUGGCCGCCUGGCUUGGGGGCUCCAUCAUGGCCUGUCGGGAGUCCUUCCAGAGCCUGUGGCUCAGCCGUCGUGAGUACGAGGAAGAAGGCCCAUGGGCUAUCUACAAGUACCAGCUGUAA
Lepus europaeus (European hare) is the source of this 3708-nucleotide messenger RNA. RefSeq lists its product as uncharacterized. NCBI's taxonomy places the organism in Eukaryota, Metazoa, Chordata, Mammalia, Lagomorpha, Leporidae. The coding region runs from base 1 to 3708 and encodes 1235 amino acids. The transcript has a single exon. The record is from RefSeq and is a predicted model, not a curated record.